Messenger RNA from Phalaenopsis equestris, 671 nucleotides. Its product is annotated as auxin-responsive protein SAUR50-like. The transcript has 3 exons. Gene Ontology annotation, biological process: response to auxin. The record is from RefSeq and is a predicted model, not a curated record. Bases 138 to 608 code for a protein of 156 amino acids. Lineage: Eukaryota; Viridiplantae; Streptophyta; Magnoliopsida; Asparagales; Orchidaceae.
CUUCUUUUCUUUUCCCGCUCUGUCAUUCAAUGUUUUUGGUUCCGUUCUCCAUUAACGGUGUUACCUAUUCUUCAUCCCAGGUGACGAUGUCAGCUCGAUUUUAGCUAAGAUAUUAAUCCGUGACAACCACCCUUACAAUGAGCGCCGAUAGCCGAAGAGAAACCGGAAUUAAGCAAAUAGUGAGGCUGAAGCAAGUACUUAAGAAAUGGCAUCAUAAUACCGUCGGCAAUAACCCAAAUCCGACAUCCUCCACCGGCGGAAUUCCACCAGCGGUGAACAAGCGGCUGAAGGCGGUGGUUGAUCGGAACCGCGACUCCGAUGAGGACAGCUGCAACAGCCCGGAGGCACCGCCGGACGUUCCGGAAGGAUAUAUGCCGGUGUAUGUCGGGCAGGAGAAGCGGAGAUUCGUGAUCCCGAUGACUUAUCUCGGCCAGCCGGUGUUCAGAUUGUUGCUGGAGAAGGCGGCAGAUGAGUUCGGAUUCGACCAAAUGGGUGCGCUCACUCUUCCCUGCGAGAUCGAGACAUUCAAGUUCAUUCUUCAAGUAAUGGAACAUCAACAGAAGGGUUUCAUUGACGAUGAAGGAACUUCCACUGACAAAGAAGAAUGAUCCAGUUGUGUGAGCUGCGGGCUACUCACAGAUUACUUCAUUCAUGAUUAUUCUUUGAACUGC